Molecule: messenger RNA, 878 nt
Organism: Aspergillus brunneoviolaceus CBS 621.78
Lineage: Eukaryota; Fungi; Ascomycota; Eurotiomycetes; Eurotiales; Aspergillaceae
Exons: 1
Coding region: 162-401 (79 amino acids)
Source: RefSeq, a predicted model, not a curated record
CAUUUUGAGUCCUAGUCUCUGCACCCGGCUGCCAACUCUUUUAUUCCGGCUUAGCGUCUACGUACUAACUUAUCGUUCGCUUGUGAAGCCAUUGCCCGUAAUGGAACCUUAGCCACUUACAGGAGGCCUUAGGGAUAUCAUCAUCCCCCCCUUUCCCUAUAAUGAUGAACACAGCUUUCUCAAAGCAAGACUUACUUACAGUUCUGGUUGCUAACAGCCCCCUACCAAGCUACCUGAUCUCAAUUAUUGUCAUUGUGUUGCUUCUUGUCCUACCGACAGAUAGGCUAACUCAAUUCAUCUACUUGAGUAUCAUUGCGUUGAAACCUGCAGAGCUGCAACACCUACCCUCAUUUCCUUAUCUGUUGGCUGAAUGUCUUUGCUGGGACUCCAAUGCAGCCUAAAAAUUACAUUCGCCUGAUAGCAGCACUGCCAGGAUUGGGAUGAUGCGCACAUGUCAUGGCAAUUGUGCGAGGCAUGCGCCCGGCUGCAGAAUGGUCGCACGCACGCCUUCGAAGCGGUGGCCGAUGGUGACACACGGGCAUUGACAAAUCCCCGGGUCCAUUCCCCCCCCCUCCAGAGGCGCUCUACUGGCGCAGGGACUUCAGCCUAACCCGCAACCAACUGACUGAGAUCGAGAGUCAAUUCGACUAGAUCAGUCAUCAGAUGCGAGGACUAGUUAACUAACUAUUAUUGACUGAGACUUGAUCUCAGCGUCUGCAUGAUGCCGUAAUCGCGCGUGCAUGCCUGGGACGCCUUCAUCAUAGGAGUGGUCAAGUACCAGGAUCAAACUAUUACUGCCCUAUCAUUUUUACUGGAGCUGGAUGCAGGAGCUAGUUCAAAAUCGCUAAUUAGGUAUCUCAGCAGGGCUUAGUCUACUG